GCUACUUUAACAGGAUCGUAAGAUAGCCCCGGCUACAUGCUCGGAGUCAUUUCAGCGCCCCUGUAUCAGCAAGGCUUUGAGAUUUCCAUACUCCAGGAUCAGCGAGCAUAUCAGGAUUUAAAUAAUUAUUACGUCGGGGAUCGCGUCGGGGGGAGGUGGUCGGUCGGUUGCCCGAAAGGCCCUCGGUAAUAGAUGCCGUUGCUUCUUACAUACAUCACCCUAAAGCCAUCGCUCUACGAGGGACAGCGAAGUGGUCGGUUGUGUGUCGCCGCUUGAAACCAGAAGAGGGAGGUUUUGUUAAAAAAAAAAUGUAUGCGCAACAGAGCCGGCCGAUGAGAGAGGGUGAAGAGGCCCUGCUCUCUCCGAUAUUGGAGGGGGCGGCUAGGACAAAGUGUUCCUGUACUUGGCGAAGCAGGUUUACCUUGGCUGCGCUUCGCGUAGUGCUAUGGCGGUGUCUCGCAUUUACGAGACCAAGCUUUCUGCGGAAGCAAUCGCCGGCGUCGGGUUCGGAGAAGUACGGUGAGGCGUCGCGGAAGCCUCAUUCGACGGAAUAUCUCGACGGCGUCCGCGGCGUCGCCUCCCUGAUCGUGUUCAUCCUCCACUGGUCUCACAUCCCCUACCCGGCCGUCAACUCGGGGUGGGGGUACAAGGACAACACGUCCUUCUGGCUGCUGCCGUUCGUGCGGAUCGUGUACUCGGGGGCCGCCAUGGUGUCAAUUUUCUUCGUCGUGUCGGGCUUCGUGCUCUCGCACCGCUUCAUCCAGCGCAUGCACCGCCAGGAAUACACGGAGCUGUUCGCCAGCCUGACCUCGUUGACCUUCCGUCGCGCCAUCCGCCUCUUCCUCCCGGCCUUCGCGUCGAGCACGCUGGCCUUCGUCUGCGCCUACCUCGGCAUCGUCAACGUGCCGAGGAAGGUCAACGGCCGGCCCUUCGAGCACGGCGUCGCCUCGUACCUCGAGUACCUUGACCUCGAGUCCAACCCGUGGGACUGGUCCACCAACUUCUCUGGCUUCUACAAUCCCCAGCUGUGGUCCAUUGCCGUGGAGUUCCGGGGUUCGAUGGUUGUCUUUCUCCUUGUCCUCGGGCUGGCUAAGACGCGGACCUCCGUGCGGCUGGCGGUCGAGACUCUGCUGAUAACGCACUGCUUCACCCACAAACGCUGGGACGUCGCUCUCUUCAUCGCCGGCAUGGCCGUCGCCGAGCUGGAGGUGCUCCUACGAAAGCCGAAGAAUCCGAACCCGAGGAGGAUAAUCAACGUCCUACUUGUCCUGGCCAUGGUCCUCGGCCUUUUCCUCUGCGGCUAUCCUCGAGACCACAACACCCAGACACCCGGCUACCAGUGGUCGAAAUACGUCUGGCCCUUCAGCGCCUACCGCCGCCGAUUCUGGUUAUCCUUCGGGGCCAUGUUGGUCGUUGGCCCCAUGGCAUUCCUGCCAUCCGUCCAGUCUGUCUUCCUGACUCGGCCGGUUCGAUAUCUCGGGCGGAUCAGCUUCGCUCUCUACCUCGUACACGGCCUCGGCAACAGAACAGUCGGCAAGCUGCUGCUCAACGGCUGCUGGAAUUACAUCGGGAAGGAAGGAUUUUGGCCGUAUACCACGAGCUUCAUCGUCUCUACGACGCUGUAUUUCCCAAUUGUCCUCUGGGCCUCCGACAUAUUCUGGAGAGGAGUCGAUAUUCCCUCGACGAAUUUCGCUCGGUGGUUCGAGAAGAAAUGCGCUGCUGGAGAAGGUGGAAGAUAGAGUCAGCCCUUAUCGGAGUAUACCCAACCACCGAAUAAUCGAUUACUGUGGCCAUCUAAGGAACGGGUGAAUAGUUAAUUGAAUUAUAGUUGUCUACGUGGCCUUUUGGAGCCGUUUUACGUGCCUUUUAUAUUCCGAUUAGCCCUCGCUAGGAUAAGGCUUAUUCUGUAGCUAUACGUAACCGAUUACGUACUUACGCGCCUAUACGCCUUCUUAGCCUAGGUAAGGCUAUCGUUAGGCUCUUAAAUAGCGUAAGGCCCUAAUUCCGUAGUAUUUUCCUCCCUUAUCGCUUUAUUUAUAUAUCUAUUUCGUUUAAAGCUAUUACGGGUUCUUUAGAUAUAAUAACUUAAUAAAC
Messenger RNA from Durotheca rogersii, 2094 nucleotides. RefSeq names its product acyltransferase family-domain-containing protein. Gene Ontology annotation, molecular function: acyltransferase activity, transferring groups other than amino-acyl groups. Gene Ontology annotation, cellular component: membrane. Lineage: Eukaryota; Fungi; Ascomycota; Sordariomycetes; Xylariales; Xylariaceae. Bases 309 to 1739 code for a protein of 476 amino acids. The record is from RefSeq and is a predicted model, not a curated record. Gene Ontology annotation, biological process: polysaccharide biosynthetic process. The transcript has a single exon.